Oryzias melastigma (Indian medaka) is the source of this 1247-nucleotide messenger RNA. RefSeq names its product COMM domain containing 6 (gene commd6). The transcript is spliced from 7 exons. The coding region runs from base 227 to 847 and encodes 206 amino acids. Lineage: Eukaryota; Metazoa; Chordata; Actinopteri; Beloniformes; Adrianichthyidae. The record is from RefSeq and is a predicted model, not a curated record. Gene Ontology annotation, molecular function: NF-kappaB binding.
GGAGACACUCCGAUACAGCAGGGGGCAGCACUCGUCUAAAAGCAGAGGAACAAAAUAUUUGCUAGGCUCUUAGCAGGAGGUAUCUGCACAGUUGUAUCUAUUUUCUUUUUUAAUCGAUCAUAAAUCACUUAUACAGAAGACCGCUGAAGGAAACAUAAAAUUAUAUGCUCGAGGGUUCUACAAUAUUGACUUUAGUCUACGGCGAAGUGGCGAAAAGAAGAAGAAGAUGCCUGCAGCAGAAGUACCUUCUUCCGUUAUACAUUUUGUUGUAGGUAUCGACAGUGUCGUUGACAACAUCUGCAGACUUCCUCUGGAUCUGUUCACAGAAACUUGUCAGCAUGUUCUGAUUUAUCUUCAAGGGCUUGCAAGUGGAAUCGAUUCAGCAUUUAUAUCUCAUAAAUUCCUACAGCCUGGAGUCGGACUUAACCAUGAAGCUCAGCAAGAAAUAAUCCGAUUUCUUUUGUUGACAUUCAGGUCAGCAGGACAGAGCAACAUCUCAGCUGAUGAGCUGGUGUCAAAGCUGGAAGACGGCAGCCAGAAGUGGUCCAAAUCCUCCCUCCAGGUCCUGCACAGGCUUUGGAGCGAACACGGCGCAGCCGUCCACGCUCAGCAGGAGCUCCAAGCGUCGCUCCGCAUCGGCCAAGUGGUGGACGUGCAGUGGAGGCUGGGGAUGGCGGUGAGCUCCGACGUUUGUCGAUCUCUCAAUUCUCCGUACGUCACGCUGCUGCUGAAGAUCGCUGAGCCCUCUGGACUGAUGUGUCAGAAGUCCUUCGAGAUGAGCAUUCCACAGUUUCAGAACUUCCACAAGCAGUUCAAGGAGAUGGCAGCUCUGAUGGAGACUGUAUGAAGAUCAGCAACCAGGAACAAACACAAAAUGACCACAAAUAAUUGUUUGUUACUAUAGAAAAUGUCUGUCUUUAAAAUAAAAAUCUAGCAUUAAAUUAUGUUUUUUUCAGUAUGUUUGGAGAUAUAUCUAAUUUAAAAUUAGGACUUUUGCACAGAAAUUGAACGUAUUAGCUUCUUAUACUAAACCAAGCAAUCAUUCUUUAUAUUAAAAUAACCACAACAGAAUUGAUUUAAACAAAAAAUAAAAACUUGUAGACGUAUUACAAGGAAAAAUGGCUUUUCAGUAUCCGGACACCUCCAGACUGGAAAUCCCUGCAACUUUAGAUACUAUUCUAAAAUUAAAUCACUAACGUGUUUUUACAUUUUUACUGUUUUAAUUUAAUAAAAUUCUAUAAAAUGAC